Molecule: messenger RNA, 375 nt
Organism: Parnassius apollo (apollo)
Lineage: Eukaryota; Metazoa; Arthropoda; Insecta; Lepidoptera; Papilionidae
Source: the annotation of a GenBank genome assembly
AUGGAUCCUCACGGAUUAAGUUUACGAGUCAAGUUCAAGUCUAGUGGAGACCACCUUCCAGGGAACGAAACUGCCAAUGAUGGUUCCCCCCAACCUGAGAAACAGACAGAGACCCAAUCAAGGGGACCAAGGCCAGACACACCUCCACCGAGUGACAAGGCCUCUACCUCUCAAGUGAUUGAAGAAGCAAUUUCGCGCUUAGCAAAGGGAGUCCCUUUGGUUGGCAAGUACGACACCAGUAAGAAGACCACACUGGAGUUGGGUAAAUGGGGAUUGAGUAAAGAGUUAAUUUAUAAGAUUGUAGCAGCUAAUCCACAUCAUCACAUCAGAUAUUGCUGCUCGCCUGUAAGACCUCCGGGGCAUACAAUAGGCUAG